GGUGCAUAUUAGUUUGUCUUCAACCGUAGAAAUAUUUACUUCUUGUUUUGCAAUUGAACUAAAAUGGUCAAGUAUAUGUUGAACGCUGUUGUUUUGUUCUGCCUAAUGGGCUACCUUUCUGCUGGGGAAAUUCCGCAGGAAUUUAAAGAAGUGGCCGGCGACAUCCCUAAGUCGUGCAUUGCAGAGACGGGUGUCACUGUUGACUUGAUUGAGCGUGCCAGAACUGGCGAUUUAGCUGAGGACGGCAACUUGAAGUGUUAUUUGAAAUGCAUCAUGGUUAACUUAGGCAUGAUCUCGGAGAAGGGACUAAACUUCGAGAAAAUGAUUGAAAUGGUUCAAGCAGAUAUGAAGGACCUGGCGAAGCAGCUAUCAACGACUUGCAAGGACAUCAAGCCAAAUGCGGAAGGAGACCAAUGCCAACUGGCUUUCGACUUCAUGAAAUGUUUCUACAAGGGUUUCCCAAAUGACUUCUUCGUCCUGUAACAACUUUCAAGAGGGAUCUCUGCUGUGUGACGGUAUUCUUCCCAACAUAUAACCGAUUACAGAUUUGUUAAUUUCAAUUAAUAUUUACAAUAAAAUGAAACGUUUAUUGCAAACAAA
Messenger RNA from Diachasma alloeum, 600 nucleotides. It is a transcript of the gene Obp14, whose product is annotated as general odorant-binding protein 83a. NCBI's taxonomy places the organism in Eukaryota, Metazoa, Arthropoda, Insecta, Hymenoptera, Braconidae. Gene Ontology annotation, molecular function: odorant binding. The record is from RefSeq and is a predicted model, not a curated record. The transcript is spliced from 6 exons. Gene Ontology annotation, biological process: sensory perception of smell. The coding region runs from base 64 to 483 and encodes 139 amino acids.